AAGUACAGGGGAGAGUGUCAGUUCCAGAGCAGUAGCUGUUACCGAAAACAGAGCUCAACGCCACGACACACCACCAUUAACCUUAACACAGAGAGAGAGAGAGUGAGUGAGAAGGCCUCCGUCGCCAUCACCCAUCAGAUCCACUGCUCAGAUUCACAUUCACUCCCAUUCCUCCACCCGGCUUCCCCUAUGAACAUCCCCUCCCCUCUGAAAUUCCAUUUCAAUUUCACCCUCUCUCGCUCUAUCCCUGUCUCUGUGUCUGUCUCUGUACAAUGAGGUAGCGCACGUUCCUGUGUAACGGUCACUGAGCCGUUGUGGGCACUGACUAUGAUGAGUUCCAAGUGAUCCUAACCCGGAGCUCCGGCGGAGAAGAUGUUCCGGCCGGCGAGAUGGAGGACCGACAAGAGCAAGAUCAAGGCCGUCUUCAAGCUCCAGUUCCACGCGACCCAGGUUUCAUUGUUAGGAGUAGAUGCUUUGACGUUGUCUGUAGUUGCCGGUGAUACCGGAAAACCGACGGUGAGACUAGAGAAGGCUGUGAUCGGAGAUGGAGGCUGCAGAUGGGAAAGUCCUGUUUAUGAAACAGUGAAGUUCAGCCGAGACCCCAAAACCGGGAAACUUCACGAAAGAGUCUACCAUUUUAUCUUGUCUACGGGAACCGGCAAAUCUGGUUUUGUUGGUGAGGUCUCGGUCGAUUUUGCUGAGUACUCAGAAGCAACCAAGGCAUCCUCUGUCUCCCUCCCGAUAAAGAACUCGAACGCCAAAGCAGCAUUGUUACAUGUUUCGAUUCAAAGGCAGCCGGAUACUGUUGAUCAGAGAGAGGUUGAAGAGAAUGAAGGUGCGAAAAAUAAAGUUCGUGAUCGGAGUUUGAGGUCCCAGUUUAACAACAGCGACAGAGAAGAAAUCAUAGACGGCACUUCCACUGAAGAUGUGCCGGCACUUAAUCAGACCAUUCGCAAUGUGGUAGAAAAUGGUAAUUUUAGCACAUCCAGUGGGUCCGACCACACGACUAGUUCAGAGAGCAGUUCGGGACUGAACACACCGCGAGAAAAUACAGCAAGAAGCAAUAAUAUAAUUCAGAGAGAGCCGAAUGGCAUCUUCUCAUCUCUGAGCUCGGUAAACUUGCACCAUGAACCGGUUACAGAAGGAGCAAUAGUGGUAUAUGAAGGGUAUCCAAAAUCGCAGUUGGAGCAUUCGCACAGUUUCAGUCAAGAUAGUGAAGUGUCUGAGGAGGCAGGUCCAGGUACCGAGCUUGAUCGGCUGAGGUCCAAGUUGUCUUCUCUGGCGAGACAGGCAGAUUUGUCGGACUUGGAGUUGCAGACUCUCCGAAAGCAGAUUGUGAAGGAGAGCAAGCGGGCCCAGGAGCUCUCUAGAGAAGUCAUCACCCUGAAGGAGGAGAGGGACUCCUUAAAGGGAGAAAACAGGAACCUCAGGGCUAUCAAUGAGCGGUUUGAGGCGACAAAGACGAAGAAGAGCAAAUUACAGUAUGACGGUAGAGAUAUACAGGAACUUUUCGAAGAACUGAACUACGAGAAGAGCCUCAAUUCUGACUUGAGGUUGCAGCUUCAGAAGACGCAGGAAUCGAACACUGAGCUGAUCCUUGCUGUGAGAGACCUUGAAGAGAUGUUAGAGAAGAAGGAUAUGGAAAUUUCCAAUCUUGGUGGGAAAUUAGGAACAUCGGACGAGGAGGAUGAAGAGCAGAAGGCAUUGGAGGCGAUUGUUAGAGGGCAGAAGGACGCCAAGGAGACUUACCUUCUCGAGCAGAAGAUUUUGGAUCUCCAUGGCGAAGUUGAGAUCUAUCGAAGAGAUAGAGAUGAGCUAGAGAUUCAGAUGGAGCAGCUUGCUUUAGACUACGAGAUUCUGAAGCAGAAGCAUCAUGAGAUCUCGUAUAAAUGGGAGCAGAGUCAGCUCCAGGAACAGUUAAAACUUCAGUAUGAGUGCUGUUCUUUCGGGAAUGAGAAAGAGUGGGAGAGCAAGGUUGCGAGAUUGGAGAGCGAACUUCAGAUGAGAUCGGAGGAAUUUACUGAAUCCUUGGCCACGAUAAUCCAGCUCGAGAGCAAGAUCAAGGUCUUGGAGAGUGAACUUCAGACAAGAUCAGAGGAAUUCACUGGAUCUUUAGCCGCAUUAAGCGAGCUCAAGAGCAAGAUUCAGAGGUUGGAGGGCGAACUUCAGACAAAGUCAGAUGAAUUCACUGAUUCUUUGGCCACUAUAAGCGAGCUCGAGAGCAAUGUCAGGAGAUUGGAAGGCGAACUUAAGAUGAAAUCAGAAGAACUCUCUGAUUCUUUGGCCAGUAGAAGUGAGCUUGAGAGCAAGGUUGAGAGAUUGGAGGGAGAAGUUAAGAAGAGGUCAGAGGAGUCCUCUGAUUCUUUGGCCACUAUAAGCGAGCUCGAAAGCAAGAUCGAGAGAUUAGAGGGCGAAGAUAAAAAGAUGUCAGAGGAACUGUCCACUUCUUUGGCCACUAUAAGUGAGCUCGAGACCCAAGUGAAAGAUUUGGAGGAAGAAAUGGAGAGUCGGGCCCAGGAAUUUGAAAAUGACUUGAGAGAUGUAACUCGUGCUAAAGUCAAGCAGGAGAAGAGAGCGAUUUCUGCAGAGGAAGCCCUUCAGAAAAUGAGGUGGAAAAACUUCGAAACCGCUGACAGGCUUCAGGAACAGUUUACAAAGCUUUCUGCACAAAUGGCCUCAAACUUCGAAUCGAACGAGAGAGUGGCUAUCAAGGCAGUGCGAGAAGCUGCCGAGUUGCGAAAAGCUAAUGAGAAGCUGCAGUUAAUGAAUAAUGAAUAUGGAAUCAAAGUAGAGGAACUAUCUCGUGAAAUACAAGAGAAGUCGAAGCAGCUCGAAGUUGAGAUCAUGAGGCUGGGUACAGAGUAUGAUGUGCUUUCUGCACGAGCAGGAGAGGCUGAGUUGGCAGUAGAAAAAGGGAAUGCUGAGAGAAGCAAACUUGUGAGUUCCAUAGCUUUGUUGAAAAAGGAGUUGGAGGAAAAGAAUGUAAAGGUUGGGGCUCUAGAGUCGGAGCUGGAAACGUUGAAGAUUCAGUGUGAUGAGUUGAAGGGUGCUGUACUUGAAGAUGAGGCUGAGAAGGAAAGUUUGAGGAAGGAGGUUUUGGAGGUGGCGGAAGAACUGAAGAAGAAGGAAAGUGCGCUCUUGAUUAUCGAGAAGAAACUCGAGGAAGGCUAUCUGCAAAACAAUAAAUGCUCGCUUGUUGAAUGCAGCGGCAAUGAGGAGGUCACAAGUCUUCAAGAAAUAAUAAGGAUACUCAAGGGUCAAAUAAAAGAAAGGGAGACUGAGCUAGAAGGCCUAGAGAAUUCGUUCUGUGAGAAGGAUAAAGAAUUCACUACUAAAAUCGUCGACUUGGAAAGCCGGUUGGAAGAGCUUCAAAAGGGUUCUAAGUGUUUGGAAGGAUCCACGUUAGCAAAUGGUCAAACUGAUGAAAUUAGAACAGCCGGAGAAAGCGGGCAAAUCGAGCUUGAGGGUCUCUCAACUGAAUUGGCUGUAUUAAAGGAAAAGAAUGGGUUGAUGGAAAUCGAACUGAAGGAAAUGCAACAGAAAUACUCCGAGAUAAGCCUGAGGUUUGCAGAGGUUGAAGGCGAAAGGCAGAAGCUUGUCAUGACGGUUCGAUACCUGAAGAAUGCCAGGAAGAAAUGAAAACCGUUCUUUCUAAUUAUUCUUUUUUCUUUUUUUGGAUAGAGCAAUACGUAUACAAUGUACAGUUCCCUACAAGAACACAGCCAUCAGGUCGAAUGAGAGUAUUAUUCGCUACAAAAUCAUUCCUUUUGUUUGUUCUUGGGGUUACCAGUUUAGCCGUCUACGGGAUCAUUUUGGCUAGGUUUUCUGGGUGAAAUCUUAUCUAUGUCCAUGUGAACUUUAUCAUAAGUAAUAUAAUAUUUAUCUUUCUGGAUCA
Molecule: messenger RNA, 3895 nt
Organism: Punica granatum (pomegranate)
Lineage: Eukaryota; Viridiplantae; Streptophyta; Magnoliopsida; Myrtales; Lythraceae
Source: RefSeq, a predicted model, not a curated record